CACACACUAGAGGUCCCCGGUUCGAACCCGGGCUCAGACAUGACAAUCAACUUCCGUUUUGCCUUUCACAAUCGCUGAAACCAAACCUUCCAAAUUCCUUCACAGUUAAGCAUUUUUCAUUUUUAAAACACCAUUUUGUUUUUCUGUCCAAAAAACCCUCUCCAAUAACAAUCUGUAAAGCUUCCUUCACGUAGAAAAAUAAUCUCUCCCUUUCCCUCACGAAACUUCGAUUUCUUUCUCCUCAGCUUCACUUCCUCGUAAAAGUUUCCUUUUUGCCGCUCCUUCCCCCUAGGGUUUCGUAUAGUAAGGAACGAGGGGAUCGAACAUAAUCAAAUCGAAUGGAUUGGGGAAACGUAACCGCAGAGGAUUUGAUCGACGCGCUUCGUGAAGUUGACUGGUCAUCACCGCCACGACCUCUCCCCGAAUUCUUCUCUCGUUUCACCUUCCCUCGAUCAUAUGCCAAAUGGAAUAGCCGCUUUAAAUGCAAUCUCUACUACUACCGAACCAAUUAUUUCAUCAUGAUUGUUGUCAUUCUUGGUUUGGGAUUCUUGAGGAGACCGGUUGCUAUUUUAGCUGCGAUGUUAACAGCACUUAGCAUUGCUUUUCUGAAUGAUAGCUUUGCUGGUACUUUUAGUGAGAAGGUGACAAGAACUGUGAGGCAAUUCUCUCCACAUUUAGCGGCUAAGAUGAGGCCUCCUCUUACGCCUGUGAUUCGUGGUCGUCCGUCAGCUAAAAGAACAAUUCACAUAUGUGGUCGGCCUCGUUGGGUCUUUGUCUUCGUACUCUCAACUGUGAGUUUCAUCCUUUGGUAUGUAUCCUGUGGUCUCUUGACUGUGCUCUGGGCGCUUGCCAUUGCACUCCUUGCCACUAUCCUCCAUGCAAGUUUUAGAACACCUAACCUGAAGGCUCGUCUUAACACUUUCCGUGAGGAGUUCCGUGCAGUUUGGCGCAAUUACAGUGAGCUGUAGCUCAUAUAGCCUAUAGCAUCCUCAGGCAGUGAAGGAAGGUUGUGAUAAUGUGGAAACUCGUACAACAUGUUAUUGUAAGGUUGGAUGGGUGCUGUUGAUGUUUCUAAAAAGAUAGCUUGUUUGGCUGAAGGCUGCUAAUCUUUGCAAUAGUGGAGAAGUUGUAAAUUGUCAGUACCUCAUUUGUUUCUGUAAAGCAGACCAUUUCUGUGUUGACUCCUUAUUGGAGAAUAUUUUUACUCAAUACCCCUUUGAGAAGGAAAAGAAGUGCAGAAUUUACCUAAGCAAUGAUAGUUGUUGGGACAGGAUUUAGCUACACUUGAUUCAUGAUUACUUGUAGUUCCUUUUGCGUGUGAAUUUAUUGCUAAGAUAGUGUAAAACCUGGUGCCUUGAGAAAAGAA
Messenger RNA from Gossypium arboreum, 1366 nucleotides. RefSeq names its product PRA1 family protein A1-like. The transcript has 8 exons. Bases 339 to 968 code for a protein of 209 amino acids. Lineage: Eukaryota; Viridiplantae; Streptophyta; Magnoliopsida; Malvales; Malvaceae. Gene Ontology annotation, cellular component: membrane. The record is from RefSeq and is a predicted model, not a curated record.